UUUUACACAGAAACCACUCUCUGGUGUCAGUGUACCAUGGGGACGAGGGAAAAGUUUCUGGUUGUCGUGUCGCUUCUUGAAGGGAGAAAAUUUCCCAAAAGGUCUCGUCAUCAGUUACUGAUAGAGAUUCGCUUUGAUGGGGAGCUCCUGGCCACCGACCCAGUGGCCCACACAGAAACACCUGAACUAUGCACAGAGUUGGCAUGGGAGGUGGACAAGAAAGCCUUGCACCAGCACCGCUUGCAGCGUACCCCACUCAAGCUGGUCUGCUAUGCCCUGGACACGACCACAAACGCCCGGGAGAAUGUGGGCUACGUCAUGCUGGACCUCAGGACAGCAAUCUUCCAAGAAGCCUCGCCGGCCAAAGUUCCCGUGACAAGCAAGUGGCAUGCCCUGCUGAACACCAAGUACAAUAGGCACAAGCCUCAGCUGAGGGUGGGCGUGUCUUUGGAGGCGGACACACAGGCCAAGGACGAUAGCUUCAGGGCCAAGGCUGCCCCUCCCAGGAAGGCCCCAGGCAUGCCAGACGAUGGUACCUCUGAUGCUGAGAUAGAUCCCAGUUCCCUCAAGCCCGUGCUGAACGAAACAGAGGGCUUCUAUCAAAUCGGUCCAGCCGACCGAUGCACUGAGAGCUUUGUGCUGUCUGUCACCAUUGGCUAUGCUGCAAAUCUAGCUCAGCUGGUGCCUUCCAACAUUCCUCUACCAUCCAGAGACAAGGGUUUUUACUUUUACUACUCCCUCUUUGGCAACGACGUCACCAAUGAGCCAUUUCACGACCUCCUGAAUGCCAGCUUUCCUGCUGAGAGGGCAUCAGUGCGACUCCGCAGCAGCGUGGCAGCGCUCAGGAUGAUGCUGGCUCAGGCACCAGCGCUCACGGUGCAUCUGUGCUGCGGUGAGCAGUCCCUUGGCAGCACUCUGGUCCCCUGGAACUCCCUGCUGCAGUCCCACAGCGACGCCAUCAACAGGCAGCCGCUCAUCCUGCAGGGGUCCUUCCGUCUCACGCCUCCCCCACGAUCCCAGUUGCCAGCGGCGUCUACGGAGGGUAGCACUGCCUGCGUCGGAGUGUCUGUCGCUUUGAGGAGGGAGGAGAUACCACUGCAGCCAGAGGUGCCGUCCUCUCAACCAACAUCAGCUCCAUCCAGGAUACCUCCCCGUACACCCCCUACUGUCACCCCUCCCAAGCGUGUCGUUGAGGGGCAGGGCAAGCCCGCUGAAGAGGGGCCCAAGUGCCUAAACUCACCAGCGGCUGGCAGCCAGGAGGACAGCUACACUGAGCCCACCGACACCAGCAGGACGGACGCAGAUGCUGCCAGCAUCCCUGAGGAGGAGAUCAAGAGAGCUGACAAAAAAGUUGGAUCCAGGCAACCAGAAGUCAGAACAGAUCCACACAGGGAGCCACAACCCACAACACAAUCUACUAAGCAUCCCACAACCCAACCAGUGAGAGAUGACGCCUCUGUCUCCACCAGCCAGCCCCAUGUUAUGGUAGAUGCCCCUGCACACCACUUCUCCAUAUCCAUUGACCUUCGCAGUAUUAAGAAUGUUGAAACAGCUACAAAUUUGAAUAUUUAUUUAAGAUACCUGUACCCAUUUUUCGGGAGUGUCUCCCCCAUCAUGACCCACCCACCCAUCGAGGUGCGGCGCCACACCGAGGUCCUGCUGCCCCACUCCUACUGCUCUUUCAACCUGGCUGCCACUGCCCAGCAGCUCCAGGAGACGCUGCUCAGGGUGCCGUUGCUGGUAGAAGUUUGGCACAGGGACAAGAUGACGAAAGACCAGCUGCUUGGUGUAGCCAGGGUCCCACUCAGUGGGGUGCUUGGGGCCGAGAAAGCCAGAAUAGCUAGUCCACACUCAGGAGGGGCAGAAGGCACAAGGCAAAUACACAGCGAGAGGGUGACGGCCGAGACCGCCUCCGACGGCAAGCCUAAUAGGUUGGCUGAGAUGUAUGUGGUGUUGGGAUUGGAGGACUAUGGACCAAUCAGGGCCCAGCAGGUCAUCUUGGGAUCAGAGUUGACGUCAAGCAGCUCUGCAGCCCCAGCCCCCCAGCCCCGCCACGGCCUUCCUCCGCCUCCCCCUCCUGCCCAUCCUCCGCCCCCAGCUCAGCAGGCCCCUCCCUCCGACCCCAGGCAGACAGCUGAGUACAAGGCAGCCCUGGAGCUGGAGAUGUGGAAGGAACAGCAAGUACGGGAAUUUGAGAACCAGCUCCAGGAGAAGGAACUCCAGCACCUGAAAUCCUUGACCGAGGAAUGGAAGAGAAAGGAUAGGGAGAGGGAGACACUCAUUGAGAAAAAGCUGAAGGAGCACUCUCACCUAGAGGGUCAGCUGCGCACUGCCCUCACCGACAUCGAGAAGCGAGAACGCCAGCUGGCAGCCAACGAGGCAGAGGUGAUGCGUCUUCGUGGCGACCUGCAGCGGGAGCAAGAGAGGCAGCUGACAGAGAUGAGGGAGGUGUCCCGCCGCAUGAAGGAGGACCACAUCGCCCAGAUGGAGAUUGAAAAGUCCAAGGUCCGGCUGCUUGAGGAGGAGAAGCAACACCUGUCCCAGCUCCUGGGUCAGGCCCAAGCCCAGCUGCAGGAGAAAGACCGAGAGUUCCAGUCCUUCAAGGACCAGCUGGCGACCAAGCCGGAGGUCCGACUCCAGUCCGAUCUCAGUCUGCUCCAACUGGAGAAGGUUGAGCUUGAAAGGAAGCUGGAGUCAGUGAGCAAGUCCAAGGUGCACUACAAGCAACAGUGGGGGCGAGCCCUCAAGGAGUUGGCCCGCCUCAAGCAACGGGAGCAGUCGGAGGCCAAGGCUCGGCUGAAGAGGGAACAGCAGGAGCUGGAGCACAUGAGGCUGAGGUACCUGGCAGCUGAGGAGAAAGAGGUGGUAAAGUCGGAGAGGCAGCAACUGGAUGAGAUCAAGGGGGAGCUCAACAGAUUGAAACAGCAAGAGCUUGACAAGGAGCAAAAAGCACAGCACCAGCAGACACCACCACCACCACCCCAAGACCACAAGGAGAAUACUAAACCCCCUGGAUCUGGGGCCUUGGACGCAGGGGUAGAGGCACAUGUAGCUAGGCUCAUUGAGGAGCGGGACACGCUGCUGAGAACCGGGGUGUACACCCACCAGGAUCGGAUCAUCAGCGAGCUGGACAGGCAGAUCAGAGAUUCCAUAGCCAGAGGGCAUGCUGUCUGAUUAGGCCAUGUCUUCCAAAUCUAGGCAUUGUCUCUGGCGUGGCUUUGCCCUACCCUCCAGAUUCAUUCUUUGCACAGUUUCUCUCCUGUUGGAAACACGCAAAGCUGUACAUUUAAAAAUAAUUUGAUGUUUGGAAGAAAAUUGAGAUGUUGUGAGCGAGAGGAUCAGAUUUCAUGUAACUCCAGAAUAAAUCCAAAGCCAGAGAGGAAACUGACGUUUGGGCAAUUCCUUGGCAUCAGUUGGUUGCUUGUAUUAGAAGUUGGGGUACCAGAUGCAAAUCAUGUGUCCCCAAGCAAGACACUUUACUUUGAUGAGCUUAAAAUGUGUUUCAAGCUGUGCCAUUUCAUGGCAUAAACUUCCAACUUCACUUCCCAUUAGAAAUCAAAAUUUCUGUCAUGCGAUCUUUGCCUAAGAAACUGGAGACUCUACUAGUGUUCACAGAUUGACAAAGGAAAUCGAAACGCAACAUGGCAGUUGGGAAUACUUUUGUAACAAAGAGCUAGUUUUCUUAAGGAUCAUUGAUUAUUGAAUCAGGAAUCAAUGACAUAGCAAUUGGUUUAUGAUGUCCUAUGUGCCUUUGUACCAGAGUAAAUAUCCUCAGUCAAAUGACAGUAAAUUCUCAUUAAAGUUUAGGCUCACUAGGGACGUGAUAUACUUCCGUAGGUCUCUCCCGGAGUAGGCAAGUAUUCUAUUCCAACUGCAUAUCAUGUAUUGUGGUCAAGCUGUGGCUAACUAGUAGAGGUUGAGAACUUUUUUAUCAAACUUUCCCCAAGUGGGGAAAAUAACGUGUAGAAUGAACCAUCAAGCGUCAUGCUGCUAAGACCAUAGCUGUAAGUGUUGGCUGUGCUCACAGUCUACCAUCAUGGUGCUCAUCAUGGAAGACUGAUUUAGCCCAUGGAUGUGGCUAUGGUCCUGGCUUUGGCAUCAUAGUGCUCAUCAUGGAAGACUGAUUUAGCCCAUGGAUGUGGCUAUGGUCCUGGCUUUGGCAUCAUGCUGCUCAUGUGAGACCAAUUUGCCCUAUGGUCUCGGCUGUGCUCCUAGCUGUGAGGUAUAGAAUGAAUCACCCAGCGUCAUGCUCCUAAAUUGCCAAAACCAUGGUGUAAACUUAACACCUUUAGAAUAUCUGUUGAAAAAUACCAGUCCAAUGUUCUAUGUGGCUACCAAUGGUGUUAAUGAAUCCAGUUUAACAGUACAUGUACAGGUUUUGCAGUGUUAUUGAAGACCAAUAGCCGUUUAUACGGCUAAGUUUUUAGUUUGCUCGUGGCAUUAGGGUACUGAGUAUUUGAAAGUAUUUGGGGGGGCAUGUAGAUAUAUGCCCAUUGACAGUGUUUUUAUGUUCGAUAGAUGUGAGAUGGCUUAAUCCUUGAAGCCAAUUGCUUCACAGAAAUGAGUAUGAGUUAUAUGACAUCAAUAAUUGAUCAAUUUGUUAUAUUUAUUACCCAAAUGAAUUCUCGUGUUUGACUUUGGCUGCAGCCUUCAAAGGCAGACAUUGCUCAGAUCCCACUGAAUCAGAACAAUGAAUACCUACAUUUUGAAGGAAAAAAUAGAUAAUUAAUUACAGUAUCGGUGAAUUGAUCCAGGGAUGGCAUGUGAAAAGUUUUGUUUGUCAAGUGUAAACAAAACUAACAAAUAGAAAAGGAAGAUUCUCAUGCUAUUUUUAUCGUUUUAAAUGCAUUUUCAUCCACUGUACCAUUUGAAAUGUGUAAAUAACGCUAGCAGACUGGUUAUUAAAUACUGUCUGGAACUGACAGCCUAAAUAA
Molecule: messenger RNA, 4934 nt
Organism: Acanthaster planci (crown-of-thorns starfish)
Lineage: Eukaryota; Metazoa; Echinodermata; Asteroidea; Valvatida; Acanthasteridae
Gene: cep120
Product: centrosomal protein 120
Biological process (GO): positive regulation of centriole elongation; interkinetic nuclear migration
Cellular component (GO): centrosome
Source: RefSeq, a predicted model, not a curated record